AUGUAUUUGGACACCGUUUCUGACCAUGCCGAGAGGAAGAAAAGUCACUCCAUGGCAUCAGCUCUGUCUCAAGAAGACAAUUUGGACGAAGAUGGACGGUGGCGUCCUGGAUCGGGGCCCUGGGAAUACGAGGUUGAGGACGAAAAGGAGUUAGCUGCAAGUCGACCAAAGAAGCACAUUCGAGACCAUGUGAACAAGCCCUUCCACAACCUGACCCUCUCCGACAUCGAGGGCGCGCACCCGAAGCUGAAGCAGCCGUUCCGUCAGCCACGUGGCACCGACCCAUUGGACCCCGCUUACGUCAUCACGGCGUACGACGAGCCGGAGCCGGACGUCCCACGGUUCUCAAAGGACGCUUUGGACGUUUCGGACGUGGCGGGGGCCAGGCCUCGGAAAAAGCUGGUCCGAAGGAUUACAGACCCUUUGAAGAUCGACGACAUACCAGGAUCGACGGCGGCAUGGAGGCCCCGACGAUGGGCCCACUUUGGCAAGGCGGGCCACAUCCGGGACUUCAAUCUGCACGUGCACGACAUCAACGCGCGCGUGCAGCGGAAAGUGCGCGAGUCCACGGCCGAGAUCUACGCGCCCGUCAAGGGCAGCCAGCCGAAGCAGCUCUUCCGGCAGCGGCGCAACCUGCAAGAACAGGAUUUCAUCAUUCGGACGGACGACAUUCCGGGCGCCCGGUCCCCGGUCAAAACGCGACCGGCGAGCGCGAAGCUCCACCCGACCAACGACCUGAGCGACAUUCGCGGCGCGGCAGCCGCGAGCGCCAGCUUCAACGGCCGCUUAUCCAUCAGAAAGGCCGAGGUUCACGCGCGCGCGGAAAGGGUGCAAACGAGAGAAAGUUUUCAGAACGAAGUGCUGACGGCGGACCUGAGGGGGCGGAUCGAGAGUCAAAUGGGCGAAAAAACGACGAAAGAGGUCAUGGGAGCGUUCAGAAUGAAGGACCGGAGCGGCAGUGGCAAGUUGACGGUAGAGGAACUGGGACAGUCUCUGACACAGCUGCGGAUUCCGGUAACUCCGGCGGAAGCCCAGAAGCUGGCAGCGGCAUUUGACACGCAGCUGAGCGGGUUCGUCGAUUAUAAGGACCUCGCAAAGUCCUUCGCUCCUCACCUCUUCCUGAAAAAGGAGGGGCCCACUUCGGGCCCCGCCGCUGGAAAGCCCGCCAGGCCCCAGUCAGCGCAUCCAGUACUUGGGACGUUCAACAGCGUGACGAACAGGGCCCCGAAAGAAGUUGAGACUAGACUGGGCACAGGGUCUGCAACUCAGGCGUCCGCAGGGCCUUCCUUAUUGGAUAGCGGGAAAGAGAAGAAACGAGAAGCCUUGCCCGGAGGAGCUGUGGCAAGAGAAGAGGCGGAGAGGAUGGAGAAGGGGUUUGCUACACGGCCUGCGAGUUCGAGUGGGAACACGUUCGCUUCGCGCACAGAGGAUCGGAGUGUUCCGGGGGCGAGAGAAGGGACCGGAACGGCAUGGGCGGAAAGAUUGACACGAGGAGACGGCGCGGCCGAGGCGGUACCAGCAGAACCUGGGCUGGUGUCAAUAGACGAGAGCCAUCGGAACGGAGCUGCGUUCAGCGAGGUUGGACGGCUGCAGCGUCCGCAGGAAGCGGUUCCGUCCGUAGAGGGGAACCCUGCUAGCGGAACCCUUCCAAGCGGAACGCAAGUACCGGCGCCUAUCUCGCUUUUUCAGGACUUCGUUAACGUGGGCGGUCCAAGCAGCCCGGGCAAUCAUCUCGUAUGGGACUUGCAGCCGGAAACCGGUCGGAUGCCGGGGACGGAACGGCUGCUGACGCCACCCCACAAUGGAUUACGCGCGCGGCCGCAGUCCGCGGCCGCGUGGGCGCAGAAGUCGCGGGGUUCAGGGUUUCAGGCCGCGACCGACAGCCGCGCGCUCGCUGUGCAGAACUUGAGGGCGCAGGCGAUGUCGAUCGGGCCGAGAAGCGCAGCGGAUUCAACGGCUGAGAUGAGCUCUGGGCCUAGAUCCACCGGACGGCCGCAAAGCGCGCGCCCAGCGAGUUCUAGUUGGGCGUCUGGAUCGUCUUACGUUGCGAGCACCCGUCACGCCAGUGUAGAAUCGGGUCUCGAGCAGGUGCGGUCCGCUAGCGUUGUCACGGCCGAUUCUGAAAGAGCGGCUCCAGGUCACGUGUCCAGUGCGUGGGUUGAAGACUCAAUGCGCCGUGCGACCGUGACGCAGGUUAACGCUAAAACGGUGGAGAUCAGGAGCAGACCUCAGUCGGCGCAUCCUUCGAUACGGGCUAAUGCCACUGCUUCGUCGAAGCGGGGGGAAGAGGGCGGGUUCGAAAGGUCGACGUCGAAGAUUGAGGCGCAGAGGGAGGCGCAGUGGUUGAAGCAGGAGAUCGCAGCAGUCAGAGCCUUAGUAUAA
Molecule: messenger RNA, 2382 nt
Organism: Klebsormidium nitens
Lineage: Eukaryota; Viridiplantae; Streptophyta; Klebsormidiophyceae; Klebsormidiales; Klebsormidiaceae
Source: the annotation of a GenBank genome assembly